CCUCUCUCUAAACAAAGACACAAUACCAGUCUGAACCUACAGAUCCAUUUUCCCAUCACCCGGGACAGUAUCUUCACAGCGGCUGUGAAAAUUCCAGGCUACUGUAAAAACUCCAACUCGUGCUCACCAGAAACAUCUAAUAGACAACACAAACCAACCGAGAGUAAGAAACUCUGAAAAUGUCCAACAUACGUUCAGUUGCAAAAAGCAAGAGGAAGAAGACGUCAAACGUUUAUAGGACCCCUAGCCUUGGUUACACUAUUCAACAAGGGGAGGACAUGCUUCUGAUCAUCUCCAAUGAGCCCAAGAGGAAAGUCUACAAAAGAAAGAGACUCGGAGAAGGCAGAGCCAGAUGUCCUGCUGUAAAAGUGAAAACGAAGACGUUGAAUGCUGGCAUAAAAUACAAGGUGUCUGCUGAGGAUGUUGGUCACAAGCUGAGUAGACAUAAUUCAGAGGACUGCUAUGACAGAUGGGGUCAGAACCUACCUGUGGAGAUCUUAGUGAACAUAUUUCAGCUGGUGGUUAAUCAAGAAGGAGCUAUACCAUUCCUUUGCAGGGUGAGCCGAGUUUGCAAGCUUUGGAAUGGGGCAGCAGCCAGUCCAGUUCUGUGGUGCAGUGUGUCUGUUGGCUACUGCUGGAUUGAGCCUGGUAAGACACAGUUACCCAGAACAGAACUGAAGAUCCAGAACACUAUAUGCUGGCUGGCUCAGAACAGAUUCACUCAUUUAAGAGAAUUUUCUCUUUGUCACUGGAAAAAACAUGUGGACUAUGUUGUCCAGGUCAUUUCACAGCACUGCCCCCGGCUCUCCGCCCUUAAACUGUCAUAUUGUUCAGGUAUAACUGAGAAGGGCUUUCAGAGCCUUGGGAGCAACUGCCCUGCACUAGAAUGCAUCGACAUGCAGUUCUCAGAGCUACAGGUUGAAGCCCUGGUCAGUUUCCUGGAUACUCAUGGGACUCAAAUAAGAAAAAUUCUCUUCACCUAUGGGUCUAAAAGUGACAGACUUCUGUCUGUUAUUGCAGGAGGAUGUUGCCCUGAACUAAAAUUGCUAGAAAUUAAUACUAAACUGGAUGGUGGGUAUUGUCAACUUCCUAUCUGUAUCCAGGCUUUGCAAAGGGGCUGCCCUAAAUUACAGGUAUUUAGAAUGCUCAAUGUCACGCCAAUGCCCAAAACAAGCCGCAAAGCAUCAUGCUCCACAUCUGGCUUCCCACAUCUGGAGGAACUGUGUAUGGCCUCCUCCUCUGUGUCCUUCAUAACUAAUCAGGACCUGAACACUCUGCUCCACGGUUCACCCAACCUGCGAGUUCUGGAUGUGCGUAACUGUACGCGCAUCACCUCAGCUGUUCUCUCCACACUGCCCUGUGAGAAGCUGGAGUGUCUGUAUUGGGGGCUGUACAUUGGCAGCCACAACAUGAUGUCAUCCAGGAAAGGCAUUCACCUCCUAACAAGGAAGUGGAGCAACACACUACUGGAACUGGACAUCACCAGCCAGGCCUUCUCAGAGGAAGACCUUGAGAUUGCUAUGGGCAACCUGGCUGACGGUGGUGGAGCAGACAGACUGCGUUCUCUCAAUCUCAGUGGGACAAGGAUCACCUCACAUGCUCUCAGAUCGAUUAUAAGACAAUGUUCAGUGCUCAGCUACCUCAAUCUGUCAUCCUGCCGCUAUCUUCCCAGAGGUCUGAAGAGGGUGUAUCGUAGCUGGGAAGAGAUCCAACAACUACUCGACAAAUUGCCAUGAUCUGGAUGAGUAAGAGACCUCACAGUAGUAUAACUGGGUUAAUUUAAAAAGUCCUUUAUAUUCCUUCUUGUGUGCUCAAAUGACCUCUUUACUGUUUUAGUCUGAAAACAUGGCUUGUGUAUCCUGCCAGACUCAUUUUAAAGACUGUAAAUAUUCGUAAUAUUCACAAAGAAACUGCAUUUUUGGGCUUUGAUAUCCCAAGAUUAGAGCUUAUAAGCGUUAAGAAAUUCCUAUUUUAAAAAAAGAUGCAAGUUUUACCUGGGAGAUGUGCUGUGGUAAGGGAGAAUGAAAUUAAAGAAAUACACUGACUGUAUACACACAGCUAAUAGCAUAUGAAUGUUACUGUGAAACAGGGAAAAAUAUGGUGCUGUUUAAAAAUGUUAAUUUUAUACAUUAAUUUAUGUAUACAUAUAGUGUUUUGUACAGUUGUAAGGAUACACUCAGCUCAUUUGAAAAUUUGAAUAGUAACAAAUCAUGGCUGAACUUUGUUCCUUCCUUUUGUAUUCCUGGGGUAUAAAAUGUGCAAAAACAAUUUUUUCCCUAACUGUAAACAAAAUUGUUUUAAGUGCAAAUUCUGGAAUUUCUUGUUCUUAAGGUAUGUAAAAUAAAUGACAAAGCUCAGAUGCCCACAUUCAGACUGUGCGUUCCAGUGCAAGGUGUAAACUGUGGCUAAACAAGAUUGCCUGUGUAUUUCACCCUCUGAUGUAUGGAGGACAAAAAAUGACAUAAGCAUAAAUAAAUAA
Messenger RNA from Megalops cyprinoides (Indo-Pacific tarpon), 2479 nucleotides. RefSeq names its product F-box and leucine-rich repeat protein 6 (gene fbxl6). The coding region runs from base 180 to 1736 and encodes 518 amino acids. Gene Ontology annotation, cellular component: SCF ubiquitin ligase complex. The transcript is spliced from 10 exons. NCBI's taxonomy places the organism in Eukaryota, Metazoa, Chordata, Actinopteri, Elopiformes, Megalopidae. The record is from RefSeq and is a predicted model, not a curated record. Gene Ontology annotation, biological process: SCF-dependent proteasomal ubiquitin-dependent protein catabolic process. Gene Ontology annotation, molecular function: protein binding.